Cebus imitator (Panamanian white-faced capuchin) is the source of this 1375-nucleotide messenger RNA. RefSeq lists its product as uncharacterized. Bases 292 to 1335 code for a protein of 347 amino acids. The transcript is spliced from 4 exons. Lineage: Eukaryota; Metazoa; Chordata; Mammalia; Primates; Cebidae. The record is from RefSeq and is a predicted model, not a curated record.
UGUGCAACCUGCACACAAAGGAAAGCUAAAAUCCAUACUCAAGCUUCCAAGAGUCCUACUUCCACGAUAGAUUUGCAGUCUGGGUCCUCCCAGUCCCCUGCUCCUGUACAAGUCUACAUCAGGCGAAGACAACGCAACAGCCCUGACCUGGAAGAAAACACAAUAAUUAGAGCACCUGGACACUAUGAAUCCAUUCAGGUUCACACCCUAUCAAAGAGUGACUCUGAAAGCACUCAGAAUGAGAAAAGGGCUAAAGUGAGAACCAAAAAGACCUCUGGUUCAAAAUAUCCAAUGAAUAGAAUGACCAAGGGACUUAGAAAACACGGAAAGUUCUACACAAGCAGUAGAACCACAAUAGAAAGUCCCUCUGGGGAAUUACCAGCCCAUUUAAGAAGGAAGACGAUUGGAGCAGCUCAGACAAGUACCGCCUCCUUAAAAAGACAACCUAAGAAACCCUCCCAACCCAAGUUCAUGCAACUGCUUUUUCAGGGCCUAAAGCGGGCAUUCCAAACAGCAUACAGAGUUAUAGCUUUUGUUGGGCAGAAGUCUGGGGACAGGACAAUCCCAGACAAUUUGUGGGCAAGCAAAAACUAUUAUCCAAAGCAAAAUGCCAGGGACUACUGCUUACCCAGCAAUAUCAAAAGAGACAGGAGGUCAGCUGACAAGCUAAUGUCAGCAGGCUCAACCAUUAAGCAGGAGGACAUAUUGUGGGAAGGGACAGACCAGUGCAGUUCAGCUCAACAGCCAAGAAGAGCUCACUCUUUCCAACCCAGACCUCUUCGACUGCCCAAGCCUACAGGUUCCCAAAGUGAUAUCACUUUCCAACCUGCCUCAGUGGAGCAGCCUCUGGGAACUGUCCAAAAGGACGGUAGUAGCAGAUCAAAGAAAAAUGAAAUCUCCAGCCAGGAGUCUAAGAACUUGACACCAGGAACCAGAGUUCAGGCCCAAGGAAGAAACCUACCUGGUUCCCCUGUGAAGAGAACCUGGCACCGACACCUUAAAAAGAAACUCACACACGAGGAGCAAAACCACCCCAGCUUCUAUAGGGAGAGAACCCCACGCAGUCCUUCUGAGAGAACUCGUCAUAGCCGCUCUUGGAGAAGCCAUCACAGUCCCUCUGAGAGGAGCCACCACAGUCCCUCAGAGAGGAGCCGUCACAGUCCUUCAGAUAGAAGAUUUCGCAGUCCCUCUCGGAGAAAUCAUCUCAGUCCCCAGGAAAGAAAUCUUCACAGUGCUGCCCUUUCCAGCCUUUUUUCCUGCUCAGCCAUUGCCUCCAGUUCCUGCGCCCCCAGCGUGGAAAGGCUUCCAUGUCUCUCUACGGGGGGUGGUGUGUGAGAAUCGUCUGUAAUUUCUGUAAUAAAGCGGCAGUAACUGA